AUGGCGGACAUUAUUUCUGACGCCUUGGGAACUACCGCUGGCUACUCCGGCUGGGACUGGAACACAUCAACCUCCACCGAUGAGAGCUUCUCCGUGAUGCUCAUUGCCACGCGCGUGAGCUUCGUAGCUGCCAUGCUCGGAUUUUCUCUGGUGCGAAUGCAAGACUCACCCUCCGGAGUCAUGGGAAUUGCGUUCAAAGCGGUUUCAAAAAUCAUCCUUAUUGAUAACUACGCUCUGAUUAUGACAGUCAUCCUUCUUAUGCUCCAGUCAAUCUUCGCUUUGGUGCACGCCUUUCUUCUAUCGAAAUUUAGGAUCGAUUUGGGGUUGCUGCAACUCAUGGAGAUACGCGAGGCAGCAGGUAUACACGGGCCAAGCCUUUCAGGCUAUUGUGCCAAAUCUCACAGGAACACCAGCGAAGGCAAUAUGAAGAUCUCAAUCCGUGCCCGGGUGGAUACACCAUAUCUGGGAAUUUUGGAUUACAAGGGAGGACGUAUUCCAUUAGGUUGGCAUUAAGUUAGCAGAGAAGCAAAGUACGUCUGAACAGCCGGUUGUUCCAUGAACAAAUGAAAAUUGGAAGAACUUUCUGGUGGGAUUAUCAAAGUCCGGCUUCUCGACACCGUGGUGUCUAUUCGUUAUUGGGAUCAGGCUCCGCGAUAAACGCUCGAUAAGAUGCACUUAAUCUCGCCCUCGUAAGAUGUGAAGUUCUA
This is a messenger RNA of Exophiala viscosa, 707 nucleotides long. RefSeq lists its product as uncharacterized. The transcript has a single exon. Lineage: Eukaryota; Fungi; Ascomycota; Eurotiomycetes; Chaetothyriales; Herpotrichiellaceae. Bases 1 to 513 code for a protein of 170 amino acids. The record is from RefSeq and is a predicted model, not a curated record.